This is a messenger RNA of Racocetra persica, 692 nucleotides long. The record is from the annotation of a GenBank genome assembly. Lineage: Eukaryota; Fungi; Glomeromycota; Glomeromycetes; Diversisporales; Gigasporaceae.
AACAAAUAGUACAAUUAGUAAUAACUACUGAAAGUAAUAUAAUACAAACAUUCAUGAUGUAUCUACCAACUCAACAAUCAUACUCAGAUAAAAACAUGAAGAACUUUAUAACUCUAAAAGAAGGCAAACCUAAUCUAACAAAUGAUUAUAAAUUAAUCAAGCUACUCGAAGGAUAUGAAAAUGACAUACCAGAAUUAAAAAUUGUAAUACAUGCUAAAGAAAUAAAGCACACAAGACAAAUAGAAAGCAAAACAUAUGUAUUACAUAUAGACAUAUCAAAUACAGGUAAAGAUGCAAGGGAAAAAGUACAAAUAAAAUUAAACCUUGAGAAAAUACUCAGAAAAAUACAAAAAACCAAAAAAAGCAUUAAAAAAGAAUUACAAUAUUUCGAAGAUGAAAAUGGAAAUAAGGUGCCACGAGUCAGACUAUGUUUUGACACACAAUACUAUUUUGCUGCAGGAGCUGGCAGAUUUAUAAAAGACUACAAAGAAAUCUUAGACAAAUAUAAAAAAGAAAUCUAUUUAAUACACAUAAAUAAUGUAAUAAAAGAAAGAAAAUUUCAACAACAAAAAACAUCUGGAAAAAUACAAGAACAAAAGAAUGAACAAAUAGCUAAAGUAUACAUACUUAGAAAAUAUGCUGGCAAUUUAAUAGCUGAAGAUAAAGAACUAUAUGCAUCAAUUGAAAAAUGA